Molecule: messenger RNA, 3638 nt
Organism: Plutella xylostella (diamondback moth)
Lineage: Eukaryota; Metazoa; Arthropoda; Insecta; Lepidoptera; Plutellidae
Source: RefSeq, a predicted model, not a curated record
AUGAUAAAUCCAAAUGUGAAUAUCCUAGUUUUAGUUUUAGUGCAGUGUAUAAUUUGUGUAAGUGUUGAUAUAUUUCAUGAAGAAUCUAAAAUAACUUUGGGGUCCGGUGUUCAGUCAGAGUAUUUUGGAUACACAGUUGUGUUAACCAAUAACAGUCUCCUAGUCGGGGCGCCGAAAGCUCGGGACAAUGACUCGUCCCUAGCCACCGGCCUCGUGUUCACCUGCCCUCUGACGUCACUGACGAAGACUGACGUCAUUUGCAGCCCGUUGAGGACUGAAGAACAAUACACGUCAAGAUGGCCGCGGGCGCAGGGCUCGGAGAAACGGGACGACAUGUGGUACGGAGCCACCAUCGCUCUGCUGCCUCAUGAGAAAAUAUUGAUCUGUGCUCCCAGAUGGACCACUCCGUACAAGGACAGCCACAUGCUGGCGCACGGACUCUGCUACGUGCAUUCCAAGACUGAUAGUCUUAUACUGCAGCCGCUGAAGGAAAUGAAUCGCCAAGCCUACAUAAUAGACGGCAAGCGCUCCGAGUACGGCGACUACGGCACUCACCUGAACUUCUACGCCUACGGGCAGGCGGGGCUGUCGGCCAGCGCGGCGGGCGACAGCGUGCUGAUCGGAGCCCCGGGGCUGCUGCAGUGGACUGGAGGGGUGAUAGACUACAAGUUCCUGCCGGACUCGCCUCGUCUGUUCUUCAGCAAGCAGCCCACCACCAACCCUUACUACACGGAAGCCUUGGGCCCUGACGAUUAUUUUGGUUACACAGUGGAGUCGGGGGUAUUUGACUCGAAUAAGACCAUCCUGUAUGUAGCUGCGGCGCCGCGCUCUAAAAUGGGAUAUGGCCAGGUCCUAAUCUUCGAGCCAUCGACCCGUGAGUCCGAGCCGCUCCGGAUCCGCUCAUCGCUCACGGGUCCCCAACUCGGGUCGUACUUCGGAGCGAGUCUCCUCUGCACAGACGUCAACAACGAUGGCAGAACCGACCUGCUGGUCGGGGCUCCAAACUACGUGAUGAAGAAUGGUGACUUGCCGUAUGACCAGGGAGCUGUGUUCGUCUAUUUGAACAGGAAACAGGACGCCGGGUUUUCCCUGGAGCCGGCCAGCCUCGUGUCCGGGUCUGGGGUGAACGGGGCGAGGUUCGGCACCUCCGUCGCUGAUGCCGGCGACGUGGACGGUGACGGGUACAAAGAUAUAGCGGCCGGGGCGCCAUGGGAGGACCAGGGGCGCGGCGCCGUGUAUAUCUACCGAGGGCGUGAAGACGGGCUGAGGACACCACACGUGCAACGCAUCACGAGCGCGGGAGCUGCGGGGUUCGGGAUGGCCGUCACUAGAGGCGUUGACCUGGAUGGUGACAGGUGCAAUGAACUAGCGAUCGGGGCCUAUUCCAGUAGCACGGCGUACGUCUACCGGUGUGUCCCUACCAUCAGAGUGAAGGCAUCCAUGAAGCUACCUGACAUGAUGGACUUGCCCCUCAACGCUACUAACUUCACGGCUCUGUUCUGUAACUCUGCCAGCAGCGCGUUGUGGCCCAGCCUGGAUGAUUGGCCACGUGGUGUACUGAAGCUGAAAGCUAAGAUCACGGUGGACCGCGACCUCGGCAGAGCUGAGUUGUCCGGGGACGAUGAGUUCCAAGUGGAGGCUGUACCAGGGCGGACACACUGUUCCGAGGAAACUGUACUAGUUAAAUCCCGUGCAGAUUUAUCAAAUCCAAUUACCUUGAGCCUGGUUUUGGAACCGGUUGUUAUAACGUCGAAAAGUUUUACAGAUCUAGUGAGGCUAUCAGAAGAUUCUGAAUUGAACUCUUACUUUGAAAUUCAACUAACAAGGGACUGCGGAGAAGACCUUGUGUGUCGACCAAAACUAGACAUGUUCUUAGAGCCUUUAGAUAGUACUCCAUACAUUCCUGGGUCGGGAAAGAAACUGGGCGUCAAAGUGACCGUUCUAAACAAAGAGGAACCAGCUUUUGGAGCUAAAGUGCAUCUGAAUCUCCCACUACCUCCAACCAGGGUCCCCACUUCCUGCUCUAUAAAGAGACACAACCUUACAUGCAAUGUUCCAGCGCCACUGAACAGAGGAGAAUCGGUCGUAUGGAAUAUAGAAUUAGAGUUUGUAUUGACCAGCACUUCAGAGGUAGAUUUGAAAGUAGUUGCGCAGUUGGAUGAUCCCUUCUACACAAAGAAUAUUAGCGAUGAUGCCUUGAAAGAGAUUAUUUUGAAAGUUUCACCGCAAGCAAAUUUUACUGUUGUUGGCACAGCAUUGAUCAACUCUACACUUCCGGUCACCAGACAGAAGUUAACCGAUCUCGGGGUCAUGACCCUUGUACACUAUUAUGAGAUAAUAAAUUAUGGACCAUCGGAUUGGCCUCAAUUGGUUUCGAGUUUUGAUCUUCCAGAAAAUGUAUCCCUAUCGGCUCCAAUCCAGGGUUGUCAAGAGGCCGGCAGUCGGCUGCUCUGCGCCUGGUCGGUGCCAGCCAGGGCCUCCUUGCCGAUAGUCCUCACACUCCGCUUCAACUUGAAGGAACACGGGAGGCUACUUGAAGAAGUUCAAAGAAUAAACUUUACAUCAGUCAUACGUUUACACCAGUUUAACAAAACCGCCAACAUAACCUCCACGCUAGUCCUGGAGCCGGCGCCGCCCGUGUGGCCGCUGGCGGCGGGGCUGGCCGCGGGGCUGCUGCUGCUGGCCGCCAUCGUGUGUGCCUUGUACAGGUACGGUUUCUUCUCACGCGCCGCCCGGGACCGGCUGAAGCGUCUCCAACAAGAGCCAGGGUCCAGCGAGGGCACUCUGCCACUGGACGCCGUCAACGAGUCCAGCCAGGAACUGCUUCUAGAAGAUUCUGACUAGUGGGACACGCGGGGUCGCUUCUAGAAGAUUCUGACUAGGGGAACACACGAGGCAUGCUUCAAGAAGAUUCCGACUAGGGUAACACGCGAGGUCGCUUCUAGGAGAUUCUUACUACUACACUACUAGUUGUGGCUGACGCGAGACUUGGUUCUAGAAGAUUCUGACUUAUGGAACACGCGAGGCCUGCUUCUAGAAGAUAUUAACUAGUUAUGGCUAAAUCGAGACUUUGUUCUACACCCUUCCACACUAUGGUAGAGCUUGACAGAACCGCAUUGCCUUGCCAGUAACUACCGGUGCCAAACUGUAGGUCUAGUAUAGGUUUGUUAGAUUGUCGGAAACUAUAAAAAGUUUACGUUUUUUCGCAUACAAAGUGGCGCCUCUAGCGGAAACUAUCAUGUGACUUUUGAAUGAUAAUGUAUGCCGAUGACAGAAGACAACGAAAAGUUUUAUAUUUUUCAAAAAUUGCAAAACCUGUACUAGACGGGCUGAUCUGACUCCGUGCUCUACCCUCGUGGGAAAGGCGCAUUAGUUGAUCGCCUUUGGGCGUAUAACUGAAGCUAGAUAAAUACAUUAUGUUGAAUUAAAAUUUAGUGCUGUUGAUGGUUUGGUUAUGUGUUAGAGCGGUAUGAUUUAAGACUGAAGGAUUGUGUCAGCUUAUGUUGCCGGGUUUCAGGUUUUGUAACCAUAAAAAACUUUAUAUGCUCGCAAGUGAACUGCGUAUAUUUAGGUUUUAUUUAAUUAAGGAAGUGCAAAAAUAGGAAGUGACAUAAUAUAAUUAUAAUAAAUUUAUGACA